CCAAACGUGACCAGUUCAUCCAUCUCUCGAGUCUCGACGACUUUGUUGGAUUCCAUUCUCAUUACUAAUAUAUUAUAACAAAUCAUUUUUGUGUUUUCUAUGGGUGCUAGUGGGUAUGAUCAUAGGAACCAAUGAACUACCACUUGCCUUGUUCUGGGGAUUUUAGUGUGGUUUCUGUAGUCUCAUGACUCUCAUACUCUCUUGCUUUGGUACUUAUGGUUGGUUUCUUGUAACCUUGUUCUUCUGGGUUUCAUUUUUCAAUGGCCCUGCCAAGAUCCUCAGCUGAACCAGCAUCUCCUAAGCGGUGUAAGCAUGAUGUGUUUCUGAGUUUCAGGGGUGAAGACACCCGCAAGGGCAUUGUUUCCCAUUUAUACGAUGAGUUGCAGAACAGGAAUGGAAUCAAAACAUUCAAGGAUGACAAGCAGCUUGAAGUAGGGACAGCUAUUUCUCCAAGUCUCCUAACAGCAAUCCGAGAAUCAUGGUUUGCUAUCGUUGUUCUCUCGCCAAACUAUGCUUCGUCUUCUUGGUGUUUGGAUGAACUUGCCCACAUUUUCAGUUGCAUGGAAGACAAGGACAGAAUUCUGCCUCUUUUUUAUCAUGUUGAUCCCUCUGAUGUACGCCAUCAAAGGGGAACUUUUCAAGUAGCCCUCACUAAACAGCGGAGAGAUGCUUUAAACAAAGUGGCCAAUCUCUGUGGUUGGGAUGCCAAGAAUUAUGUAUCUGAGAGAGAACUUGUCAAAGACAUUGUGAAUUUUGUGUGCAGCAAGGUACUUCAAGCUCCAGGACCAGUUGAAAUCGAGUCUAUAACGCAUACCGGAGAUUUUGAGGCAUUUGAAGCAACCAGACAAGCUAUGGAGAAGGUCAUGUGUGCACUUAAACGUUAUCAUCUCACUGUAAUUGGCGUCAUGGGUAUGGGCGGUGUUGGCAAAACUACCAUGGCUACAUAUGCUAGUUCACAGGCCAAAAGAGAUGGGAUCUUCGAUCAUGUGAUUAUGGCUUGUAUAUCGCAGAACCCUGAUUUGAUGAAAAUUCAAGGCAUCUAUGCAGAUAUGUUGGGACUAAAAUUGCAAGAGGAGACAGCAAUUGGAAGAGCUGGUAGAUUGAAGGAGAGAAUAAUGAGACGAAAUAAGAUUCUUAUAAUCUUGGACGACAUGUGGAAGAAUUUAAGUUUAUCAAGCAUAGGAAUUCCCAGUAACAAUGAGCUUAGAAAGUGUAAUUCCAAACUCUUGCUCACCACAAGGAGAUUAUCUGUUUGUCAUGACAUGAGGAGCCAAGCAAUCAUCCCUCUCAACAUCCUUUCAAAAGAAGAUUCUUGGAGCUUGUUUGUGAAGGAAGUGGGACAUACUUUUCAUGAUACCAGUAGAUUUUAUGAUAUAGCGAGACAGGUAGCUCGAGAAUGUGCUGGUCUCCCAAUUGCAUUGAUAACAGUUGCAAGGGCAAUGCGACAUAAAGACAUGGAAGAAUGGGAAGAAGCAGCUCGACAACUAAGGAUGUCUCAACCUGCCAACCUUGAUGAUGAGGGAGAUGUUUUCAAAUGCAUAAAGUUGAGCUAUGAUUACUUAAAAAGUGAUCUUGCCAAGUCAUGCUUCUUGCUUUGCUGCCUAUUCCCAGAAGACUAUGACAUCCGCAUUGAGGACUUGCUUAAGUAUGGGAUAAGUCAUGGUUUAUUUCGAGAUUGCAACACAAUGCAAGAAGCUAGAGCAAAAACACAUUCAGUGGUCAAGUACCUCAAAGCUUCAAACUUGCUUCUGGACAGCGAAAUAGACGGAUGUGUAAGGAUGCAUGAUGUCAUUCGGGAUAUGGCCAUAUCAACUACAUUAUCUGAGCACAAUGGGCUUUUGGUGAAAGGUGGCGUACACAACCUUUCUGAAGAAUUGAAAAGGUGUCGAGUUGAGGAGCGAUGGGAGCGUCUAGUCACUGCAGUAUUAUGGAGGAAAGGACAAGAAAUAACUUAUGAAACUGGGAGCCAUGAUACUGGCAUUGAUGCAAAUGUUGAAUCUGUAGUGCGUACUGAUUGGCAAGUUCAGGAAAUCGUGCAAAUUGCUGAUGAAAUCCGAGAUGAAGAUCCUGUUGCCAGUAGAAUAUGUACGUUAAUUAUUGUUCGUUUCUUCUUUGCCUUUCUCUCCAUUAUUUAUAUAUAUAAUCUAGCUAAUAGCUUCAUUCUUCACCAUUUUGUUGAGCCGCUCCAGGAUAAUUGCUUUACAAGGGCAACCAGAAUAAUUGCUUUACAGGGUAACAUAGUAGUGCAGUUUAAACCUAACACGCAUACGUCUCGAGUUGAAGAGCAUGGUACUUGCGAUAUUGGAACAACAUCUCGAGUUGAGAAGCGAUGGGAGCGUGUUGUGCAUGCAGUAGUAAAAAGGGAAAGGAUGGGUACAGGCAUUUUUGGAACAGUUCGAUCUUCAUUUGUAACUGGAAGGGAUAUAAAUAAAAUUUUGGAAGCUGCAGAUGAAAUUGAAGAUGAAAAUCUGAAUGCCUCUAGAAUCUUAUGUGAGUGGGGCUAUUCAUUGUCUCAAGAUCUGGAUUCUAAUAGUGAGCGAAAAGGAGUAUUACAGUUUAAGGUUGGUCUGAUGUGUGUCAUUAAGCUAAAGCAUUUGACAACAACCGGGAGAAUAGAUAGAAACGGAGACUUUGUUUGCAUACAGCAGGUCUAUAAACUUUACAGAGAAAUGACUAAUAUUGAAAAGCUGCUGGAGGACAAAAUGAAGUGGAGGGAGUGUAGUGCUUCCGGUGACUACCAUAAAGAGUCCGAGAUGAGAAGAGUUUUUGCGACUCUUAAAGUUUUGCUGACAUAUUUGGAGAUGGAGUCGAAGGAUGAUGUAACAAAGGAAAUUCCCCAAGAGAUGAAACGGAUAAUGGAGUCGGAUGCAGCAAGGAUUGAGGAUCUGGAUGACUGA
Messenger RNA from Argentina anserina (silverweed cinquefoil), 2897 nucleotides. Its product is annotated as disease resistance protein At4g27190-like. The record is from RefSeq and is a predicted model, not a curated record. Gene Ontology annotation, biological process: signal transduction. Bases 261 to 2897 code for a protein of 878 amino acids. Lineage: Eukaryota; Viridiplantae; Streptophyta; Magnoliopsida; Rosales; Rosaceae. The transcript is spliced from 8 exons. Gene Ontology annotation, molecular function: ADP binding.